UUAUCCUCUUAUCUCGCCGGCCGCCUUCCUCCGCCUGCUACGCCGCACGCCCACGCCUCCCAUGACAGCUCCGAAUCUCAGGCAUGCAGCAGCUCGCCAUCCCAAGUCGCCGACGCCCAAGCGGCUGCUCGUCCGCCCCGGAUUUCCCCCUUCCCGCUAUCUGAAAUUGCAAAUCAGCGAGUUUCUACCGAACGCCCGGACCUCACCUGCAGGCCCCCGGCUCCAGCCGCCCAAAUCUCACCUAACCCUCCACUCACCCACCUGCGCCAGCUCUAGAGAAGGAGGCGCCGGUGAGCGCACGAUCGAUCUAGUCCGUUAGGUGGGGAGCAGCCAUGGCGGGGCACGGGGAGGAGGAGCCGCCAACGACGGGCAAGGUCGGAGGCGACAAGCUGAUACUGCGGGGGCUGCAGUUCCACGGGUUCCACGGCGUGAAGCAGGAGGAGAAGACGCUCGGCCAGAAGUUCGUCAUUGACGUCGACGCCUGGAUGGACCUCGCCGCCGCCGGGGACUCCGACGACAUCUCCCACACCGUCAGCUACAGCGACAUCUACAGGAUAGCCAAGGGUGUAGUAGAAGAUCCGUCCCAUAACCUUUUGGAGUCGGUGGCUCAAUCGAUUGCCAACACCACGCUGCUCAAGUUCCCUCAGAUCUCUGCUGUCCGAGUGAAGGUCGGGAAACCUCAUGUCGCGGUGCAGGGCGUCGUGGACUACUUGGGAGUGGAGAUACUGAGGCACAGAAAGGCAUGAGCUUGAGCAGAACUUCAUUUGGGAAAGCCUGGCCAAAAUGCCCCCUCAGAAUUGCAGUUGAGCUGAUUUCUGUGUCUCAUCUAUAAACGUGCUGUUGAUUGUCUUGUUACUCUUCGGCUGAUGCUGAAAUUGCCGCAAUCACGGGAAAAAGAUUGAUAGUGCUACGUAAUACUAGGUUUUGCGCAGACUGAAAUAAAGGUCAUCUUGCGAGUUGCGACGUGCA
Molecule: messenger RNA, 969 nt
Organism: Triticum dicoccoides
Lineage: Eukaryota; Viridiplantae; Streptophyta; Magnoliopsida; Poales; Poaceae
Product: dihydroneopterin aldolase 2-like
Exons: 2
Coding region: 333-746 (137 amino acids)
Biological process (GO): folic acid-containing compound metabolic process
Cellular component (GO): cytoplasm
Molecular function (GO): dihydroneopterin aldolase activity
Source: RefSeq, a predicted model, not a curated record